Messenger RNA from Acaulospora colombiana, 936 nucleotides. The record is from the annotation of a GenBank genome assembly. Lineage: Eukaryota; Fungi; Glomeromycota; Glomeromycetes; Diversisporales; Acaulosporaceae.
AUGCCCGCCCCGGCGUUAGCUAUCUCAGUGGAGGGAAAGACGAGAGAUAGGUCCACUGCUGCUGUCAAUCUUGACGCGAAAGAAGCAGUGGAUAUCGCGCAAGGACUGGACGAAAAUGCUAGCGCGAGCCGUGGAGCUAAUGUAACAAUGUUUAACGCGUUCUAUACUACAUAUAACGACUAUCGAACACGAUGUUUGGGUGGGGAACGAAUAGGCUAUGCGAGAGUGAUCUUGGCUGCUAUUGCGCUCAACUAUAUGCCCAGCAACCCUUGGUACUGCACCGUGCUUUAUGGAUUCAGCUGUCUUCUAGAUGCUGUAGAUGGUCAUGCUGCACGCAUGCUGGGCCAAACGUCUCGUUAUGGGGCGGCUUUGGACAUGAUAACAGAUAGAUGUACAACUGCUGGAUUAUUAUGCUAUCUGUCAUCUGCUUAUCCAAAAUACGCUUUGGGCUUCCAAGCUCUCAUCGCGCUCGACUUUAGCUCGCACUAUGUCCACAUGUAUAGGUAUGUCAAACUUGACACUGCGCCAUCACAAAUAGUAAUAUGGUAUAUUUUCAGCACCCUCUUAACUGGUACCAAAAGCCACAAGGCCGUGGAGAGUGAUGUGAGCCGAAUCCUGAGCUUCUACUAUAACAACCCGGCAAGAAAUGAACUGUUUUUCUUCGCCCUCUACCUCAUGAAGUGGGAUCACUCUCCGAUGAAUCUCACAGUCCUCCCUCCCUUUGGAACAUUUGCAUCAAAGCUCUGUCCCGGAAUCCUGGAAUUUAUCGCCAGUCUGACCUUUGCCCAAAUGGUCGCGCUCAUCACCUUCCCAAUCUGCCUGGGGAAGAACAUUAUCAACGUCGUUCAAGGCUGGAAAGCGAGCAAAAUUCUCGUUGGGAUUGACCUAGCUGAGAGAACAGAGGCCAGAAAGGCCAAACGUGAUACCAAGCAUUAG